AUGGACCUUUCGACCCCCGAUGCAUCCGAAGCCCUCAAAGAUUCCAGCCGCAUCGUACUGCUUGCAUCGACCACUCCAGCAGCAUCAGCUACCUUGCACGGGACUCUAGCAGCCAAUCAAGCAGUCCGGAGCUACGCAGCGGUCCACUUCAAAGGCCGGGUUCCCGCCUUCGGUGACAUCAGAAACGUCCCAGCGGCUGUCCCUCCUCCACCAAAUGCAGGGGGCGUGCGUGGAGGGCGCCCUUCCUAUGCCGCCAAGCAGGGGGGCGCCGACUUCUCGUUCGACUAUGGACUCGCCUUCAGCUUGCGGCCUGCCGGGGCCUUUGAUCGAGGCGGAUUCGGCUCGACGUGCAUCGGGCGCACGUGCGGCGGGAAGGGGGCGGUCUACACUCGGAGGAGCGAACCCUUCAUCUGGGAGCGGAAACGAAACCGAGGCGGAGCAGUCAUCUGUCGAGGUGGUGGAGGGCAUCUCCUUUGCCUUCGAUGCGUGGAGGCCCAGUACAAAGAGGGGAACCCCUUCGUUUCCAGCGCGAGCGAAGGGCCCGUUUCUCAGCAAGAGCUCUUCACCAAGUACGAAGUGUUUCCCAAGACGAAAGAGCUUCGAGAGGUACGGUCAGGGGAGGUAGGGAGCGAAGGCGGCCACCAAUUCUUUGUGCAGAGGAGGGACCUCGCCCCCUGCCCGUACUGCUGCGAGCCCAAGGUGGCCGGUCCGUCAAGGCGCGGUGUCAUGAGAGCGCUGGAAGAGGGGCCGAGCCCACGGGAGCUCGGCACGGUGGCGAUCCUAUCGGAGUUGAGUCGGAGCAAAGUCCCUCCGAUUGCGGUUGCCCCCGGCCUUUUCCUUUUGCCCCAGCUCGACGCCCCCAGCGGGCGCCUUCUGGACAUUUUUGCCACGGAUCGGGGGCUCGUCAACGCUCCCCGACUCGUGAAGGUCGACCACAUGGGCAGCUUCCGGUGCCUGUGCGGUCAGAAGGCGUGCCGUGACCACGACGUGGGAUUCUUGGAGGCGACGCGUCUCAUGGGCGGCUGGUGGCAAAACGGAGAGGCCAUCUUCACGGCCUUUGACGACAGUCGUCCGUUCGUGCGGGAGGUCACGAGCGGUGUGUCUUGGGUGUUGCCGCUAGACCAAGGGGGGUGCGUGGGGGGUGCUCUCUUUGGGUUAGACGCGGAGGCGUGGAAAGGCGGGCCGCAGCUCCGAGUGUUUGUUGUGAGCAAUCCUAAGGAGAAGCCCGUGGUUUGCGUGCUUGUAGGAGAGAAUGCGCACUGUGGCGAAGUCGACUGCACGGGUCCAAAACGGUGCCGGCACCUUUUGGGCGUGCUUUCGAAUCAAUCUCUGCCUCUGAUUGAGCGCGCCGCAGAUGGAGGUGGGAGUGAGGUGACGCGGACCCUCGCUGAGAGACGGGCGGAGAGGGUCGGGCAGCGAGAAGCGCGGGCAAGGCGGCUCUUGGUCUGCAACGACUCCGUGUGCCGACGACCCGACUCAAAGGCCGUCUGCACGCAUGGAGGUACGCUCGAGGCUUGGGAGUGUCUCUCCGCUGCGGUGCUCGACAUGGGACAUAGCCACAAGAGGAUAAGUACGGUCAUGAGCCGUGGGGGGAGAAGUGUCACGAGCUUGUGCGAGCGCUGGGGCGACCGGGGUGUACGAGAGAGGGACGAGGCAAAGCAUUUCUGCGCCCCGCGACCCGUCAAUCCGCUCUCACCGUGUGGCCGCGCAUGGCAACUGGAGAGUAGGAACGGGGCUCUGACAACCGCGGGAGCGCGCUACCCGGUCACUACCUAUCGAAGGGUCUGUCGACUGGCACCGGGACGCGAGGCGGCGUGCUGCUCAGUAGCCUACGACGGCCAGGAAGACGGCAUCUUCAACUUCUCCGGCACCAACCUCAUCUCGCACGGACUCCUCUUGCGCAACCACUUUGCCGCAGCUCUGGGGGCAGCUCACAGCCUCAACUUUGAGGCGGGGGACAUGGCCACAAGGUGCCUCGAGGGGCCCAGCGUCCCUAGGCUGGACGACCGGGUGUUUGACGCUGCCAUGCAAGCCUUCAACGACCUCGCCGCGCGGCCUCGAAUCCAGCACGUCUGCAACCGUCUUGAUUGCGCACACCUCUAUACCUCAGAGGUGCGGGCCGCCGAGGUAGAAGCGGAGGCGGCUGGCAAGCCUCUUGCGCCGGAGCGGACCGAGGGGUCUCCUGUUGAGCUGUCGACCUACGCCUUCUGCCGCGACAAAGUCAUCACGUUCGAUGGGACAUUCUUCCCCAAUUCGAGCGCCAUGCGCGAUAGCGCGGAGGCGACGCUCCACAGCGUCUGCGAGCCGGACCCAGAGGCCCCUAUGGUUCGAGGAGGUUUCACUCCUCUGAGCGUAGGCGGAGUGCGGCCAUCCGACGUCCCUCUGGAGGGCAUUGACGGACCCUGGAAGUACAGGAACGGGCUGUCAGAGCUUAGGCCGGCCGUUCGAACUGCGGCCCUUCGGUGGUGCAACUUCCGGAAGGCGGCCGCCCAAGGGAGCAACCUGCCGCUCUCGGCCGACGAGUUCGUGGCGAUGCGGGAAGGUUUGCCGCCUCACGUGAGAGCCCUCUUGGAUUUUGCCACCGAGUCGGUAGCGUGCCCCAACCCCGCCGACUGCGCGACUUGCAGAGCGGUGCCUCGCCGCCCCUGGAUGGACGGGGUGUUGAAGAACGGUCCCGUAGCGCCCACGGAAUGGUGUCCGACCCACUUUCAAUCGUACGCGGCACUCCUGCACGCUCUGCUCAUCCCUCGGUACAGCUGGGUGUUUGGCCACAUCGUGGCGCUGAAGCUGCUAAGGCACGUGUUGCUCGAAGGAGCGCUCGACGAGCGGGGGCUUGCGUACCUCACAAACGAUGCCCCGAUGCUGGCGGCAAUCCUUCGAAGGCACCCGACGAACGAAGGGCCCAAGCAGUACUGCUUUCCCUCGGCGCUACGGCCUCUCAUGCGCGACAUCUACGCGGCCAAUCUACUAUGCUUUGAGCCGACUGCCAACCGCCCCGGGGCAUCGCUUCGAUCCCCUUUGGCGGCCCUCUAUGACGCCACUGAGCAUCUAUGGGCCCUUGAGAGUGAGAAACUCCGAUCAUUGGGCAACUCUGGGGAGGCCGCCAUUCUCUAUGCGGAACAGCGCGGCGCGGCGCUCAAAGGGGCUGCGAAUUCUCGCUUGUUCGACCUGGAGGUGCGAGAACCCCAGUGCUACACACCAAACGGCUUCCUUAGAGAGCCCUCCGCUGUUUAUAGGGACCGCGUCGGGGCCGUCUCGCUGUACGACUUCCAUCCUUUGCUUUAUGGGCGGCCGCAGUUCACAGACUGGGAGGACACUUCGGGUCGAGGGAGAAAAGGCUCGGAAGAGCGGCUGGCGCAGCACUGCGGGGCUCCCACUCCUCGGUCGGCAAAGGGCCGUGCUGGAAUGUUUAUCGCGUGCUGCCAAGACCGAGCGCCGCUGGGCUAUCACUGGCUUAAGGGAGGCGAGAGCGUAUCCGACCUCGGCACCGUUCUGAUCACACGCUUCCCGUUCAAGACGCUCCGUGGACUGACGAUAGUCGAGGAUGCCGCUUGCAAUGCGCAAGAGUGGCUCUUGAAUCGGGUGCCUCAGCUGGCAAAGUUCAUGCUAUUCGUUGUCGAUCGGUUUCACUCGGGACCCGUGAGCUGCGCGCCGGCCGGAGCCGCUAAGCGCUACGCAACGCACACUUGUUCGCCGACGCUCUUCAUCGAUUCGUACCCUCAGCACGAGGCGACAGUGACAACCGCUAGCGAGGGCCUGAACUCGGGCCUGAAGCGCUCGGCGGCUAGUUUGCAGCAGAUCACGAGCAUCAGGCGGCUGAUGAGUAGAGUCACGACCAUCCUCGACACGCUGUUUGAGCGUUUAAAGUACGCGGACUAUUGGAUCGUGUCGCUGCCAAGUAUCCACCCAUUCGACGGUCGAGCUCCAGAGUUUGCCGUCGUGGAGCGCCUUGCAGAUAGCGUUUUGUGGUGGGAACCACCAUCCCUUGUGCGUUCGCACUUGCUGGAUGCUGCGUGCUUGCGGCCUCAUGUUAAAGAUGGCACUCAAAGAUUUCAUCAAGACGUUGACGUCAACAUGGCGAUCCUCCUUAAUGUCUAG
Molecule: messenger RNA, 4098 nt
Organism: Klebsormidium nitens
Lineage: Eukaryota; Viridiplantae; Streptophyta; Klebsormidiophyceae; Klebsormidiales; Klebsormidiaceae
Source: the annotation of a GenBank genome assembly